UGUUUUCGUUUCAGAUAUCCUAGAACUGCAAUCUGUCCAGGCAGUGCAGAAACAGCAGGACCAUGAUGAUGGAAAUGCAGUGCCAAGCGAUCUCAUACAUACAGUCAGAUACUGACACCGGAGGUACCAGCUGUGGAGGUGAUCUGAUGGAAGACGAUGAAAAGGACAGGACAAAGAGGGCUUCACGUAACAAAUCUGAGAAGAAGCGAAGAGACCAGUUCAAUGUACUCAUCAAGGAACUUAGUACAAUGCUCCAGGGCUCCAUACAUAAGAUGGACAAGUCCACUGUGCUGCAGAGGACAAUCGACUUCUUGCAGAAACAAAAAGGUUUGCAACUCUCUGCUCAAAUUGAUGCUUGUGAAAUCAGACAGGACUGGAAGCCUUCCUUCCUUAGCAAUGAAGAAUUCACCCAGUUGAUGCUAGAGGCAUUAGAUGGGUUUGUCAUAGCACUUAGUAUCGAUGGAAACAUUAUUUAUGCCUCCGACAGUGUUUCUUCCUUGCUUGGCCAUUUACCGUCAGACCUAGUGGACCAGAAUAUACUGAACUUCCUGCCAGAACAGCAGCAUGCGGAAGUAUUUAAGCUGCUCGCGAACCAAAUGCUGAUGACAGACCCGGUUACACAUGAUUACUCAAACAAUCAAAAUCACGUUGAAUUCUGUUGUCAUUUGUCAAGAGGCUCCUUAGAUUCAAAAGAUCCACCCAUCUAUGAAUAUGUCAAAUUUGUGGGGAAUUUUAAAUUUCACAACCUUGUGCCUCCAUCCUCCUGCAACGGGUUUGAAUCGGCUAUUUCACGGUCGUUUAGAUCUGCAAGGAAGGAACAAAUCUGCCUUGUGGCUACUGUACGUCUCGUUAUCCCGCAGUUUCUGAAGGAACUGUGCAAUGUUGAGGAGCCAUGCGAAGAAUUUACCUCACGGCAUAGCUUAGAAUGGAAGUUUCUGUUUCUAGACCACAGGGCUCCUCCCAUCAUCGGUUACCUUCCAUUCGAAGUAUUGGGAACAUCAGGCUAUGAUUACUACCACGUUGAUGACUUGGGACUUCUGGCAAGAUGCCAUGAACACUUAAUGCAGUGCGGGAAGGGCAAGUCUUGCUACUAUCGAUUCCUCACGAAGGGGCAACAGUGGAUUUGGCUACAGACCCAGUACUACAUCACCUUCCACCAGUGGAACUCCAAGCCUGAGUUCAUCGUCUGCACGCACACUGUGGUCAGCUACGCUGAAGUUCGUGCAGAGAGGCGACAAGAGCUGGGCCUCAAAGAAUCCACCACUGAAACCCUGACAACACCUGGCCUGAAGACUCAGAACUGUCACAUGGAUACCAGGCAUUGUGAAAGCAUCCAGGAAUUCUCCACCGAGCUCAGCCGCAGCCACCCUUGUUCGGUGUCAUCCCCAGGCUCGUUCAAGUCCUCUCCUGACGCUCUCUCUGACACUCAUUCAACGAUAUCCAAGACGCACACUGAGGCAAGUACACCAUCCAGAUCAUCAGUGAACACAAGUCUGCAGGACAAGUCUGUACAGAGACCGCACACAAUCAACACUCUGGCCUUGAUGACAGGGCAACCAUCGCCUGAAGCACCUCAGCAACUGUCUGUGCCUCCAACCAAAGGCUCCAUUCAACAGCCUCCUAUGGCCGUGUACCCGUGCCCUGUCCAGCAGGGGGUGAUGCACCAUCUGAAGGAGCAACUAGAGGAAAGGACUAGGAUCCUCCAGGCCAACAUUAAGACCCAGCAGGAGGAACUCCAUCAGAUUAAGGAGCAGCUCCAACUCGUGCAUGACUCCAAUCCCCAGGAAUCGGAACCAUCAAGUUUUAAUGUAUCGGAUCAUCAAGUUCAAGGGCAGCAGCCAGAUGUGACCAUGCAGAAUUCAUACCUGUCCAGCAAACAAAUGCAAGCACUCGUUGAAUCCGAUCUGCACGCUCAGCAGAUGUCCUCAUCCCCUCAGCAACUCCUCAGGGAACCAAGAGCAAAAUCAGUGCCGAUAAAGCAGCAGUUCGUGAAAGACGGGCAACUUCAGCGAGCCAGCGUACAAAUUCAAUCACCAACCAACCUGGUCGCACCGAUCUUCAGCAAUCCCAUGAUGUUUACCCAGGCUCCGAAAGGGACCUUCCCAGUUUCACUGCCUUCAGACACCAGCCGAAGCCACUCGUGUGCUGAUUAUGGACAUGACCGACAACUAAGAUUUUCUUUAAAUCAGCCCGUCCAUUCCAUAAUGCCAAAAAGAGGUGGAAAUGAACAGCCCUCCCAGAACAGCACGACAAAGCAACAGGCCAAAUAUCUUCAAGAACAGCAGAUGCUUACAGCGCUAGCCAUGCAGCCGAUCAGCUGCAGCACCGUCAUCUUGCCGUCUCCUGGAUCCAUGGCUCUCCAGUACCAGGGGUUCACUCAGCACCAGUCGACCUCCAUCUCACAGCAGCUUGCCCACCAUCCCAUGCCCCUCCAACAGCAACAUCACUACCUACAGCAGGUGCUGCCAAGUGGAAUAAUGCAAGGCAUCCAAUCGCAGCCACUUUCCCUGCCUUCAGCCCAACACAUGGAAUACCUCUCGCAACACCACUCCCGUGGCGUACAGAACAGCGCGGGUACACUCUCAGAAAUGUCCAACAUCCAGCUGCCGCGGUAACCACCAAUGUGCCAGCGGUGGAUUAUGAACAAGCGCUAGUUGGGCAGAGCGUGGCGAGUGACGCCUGGGGGAGGUGUUCGGUCAUUCAACAAGUGGCUCAUCUUUACCCUGUUCCAUUGGGGCAGCCGAUCCAUUUCUUGGAGACCGUCAUGGAAGGACUGCAAGCUCGUGGAAAACAGAAGCCGAGAUGGGUGACCAGGCUGGGGCAGUUGGGUUCCUUCUCUUGAGGGAUACCUUGGGAUUAUGCAGUGGAUUUAAUGCUCAGUUGUCAUUUUCACAGCAGAAGCCUGGAGUACAAAUCCCACCAGAACCCAACAGUUAGAAAACCUAACACGUUCUGCAACACUGCCACCUACAUGGACCCAAUUUGUAAGUGCAGGUUGUGAUCAAAUUUAUUAGCGAUCGGAGGAUGUGCUUCUCUUUAAACACAAGUCAUGAAAAUGACAAUUGGGAUUAAACUGGCACAACGUAAAACGAUCAGUAAAAGAACAUUACUGGUAAAACAACGACAAAAGUGACCUUGUUAAAAGCUGUGUUAACUGUGCAGUUAAUUUUGUCAGAUGCCAUGUUACAUCGUGUGCUUUUAGUCAACAUUUAUAGUUGCCCGGAAGUCAGAUGUGAUUCUGUGAAAUAGUCUGCUUUUACUUCACUCAUUCGUGUACAACUAGAAUUGCAAGGCAAAUGUACUGUAAAUACUACAUUAUCUAUAUUCUAAAUAAUGUUCCUAUUAUAUAUUUUAAAAGUAUUUAAAUCUGACUGCCAUUAAAUGAAAAUAUAUUUCUUCUCCUGUUUCUGAACCAAAUAUUUCACUGUGGAAUCCACUAAAAAACUGAAUGCAGUAAACCUCUCUGCUGGCAAUCUGUACACUGUGUGUAAUACUAGUUGAUGCAUUAUUAAUUUUUAAAUUCAGGUCUAGUGAUGAUUGAACAAGAGUCAAAUACUCCCUGGUUUCACAGCUGUUUUAUCUUCUCAGGAACUGACAAUCCAAAUGAUAUAUUAAAAUGCCUCAAUUGCUUUCAAACUUGGAAGAAAUAUAUAUAUAUAUAUAUAUUAUAUAUAAAAAUGUACACACAAAAACAUUAUGAGCAUUCAGAUCUUAAUAGGGAAAUUGAGGUUUAACUCAGUAGCCUGAGAGUUGAAUUUAACUGCGAGGACAAAUCCGAAUGCAUGUGAAUGUAUGUCAAGUAUUAUUUAGAUUGCUGCAGUACAAUUGACAUUCCUUCUCAAAUUUGUGACCAUGCAUUGGGAAUGUCAUCUGAUUAUUUUCAGUAAGGGCAUUAAUUGCACAGUGCUGACUUUCUCUUGCCUUCUGAGUUCGGGCCUCUUUCCAUGCUGUAUUUCUAAAUUAAAUGAACUGCAGAUUCAUCGGGAAUCUUGAGCACAAUGCACAAUGUGCUGGAGUUACUCAGAGGAUCAGGCAGUAUCUAUGGUGGGAAUAGAUAGAUGCCGUUUUGAGUCGGGGCCCUUCUUCAGACUGAUGGGGGCAGGAGGGAGAAAGAUGUCCCCCCCACUUCCCCACCCCUGUGCCUUAC
This is a messenger RNA of Amblyraja radiata (thorny skate), 4147 nucleotides long. RefSeq names its product neuronal PAS domain protein 2 (gene npas2). The record is from RefSeq and is a predicted model, not a curated record. NCBI's taxonomy places the organism in Eukaryota, Metazoa, Chordata, Chondrichthyes, Rajiformes, Rajidae. Bases 63 to 2615 code for a protein of 850 amino acids. Gene Ontology annotation, cellular component: cytoplasm; CLOCK-BMAL transcription complex; nucleus. The transcript has 21 exons. Gene Ontology annotation, biological process: circadian regulation of gene expression; regulation of transcription by RNA polymerase II. Gene Ontology annotation, molecular function: protein dimerization activity; RNA polymerase II cis-regulatory region sequence-specific DNA binding; DNA-binding transcription factor activity, RNA polymerase II-specific.